AUGGAUACACACGAGACUUCGACAAAUCACUACGCAACCCUUGGAGUUUCUCCUAGAGCCGAUGCAAGGGAAAUCAAAUCUGGAUAUCAUCGCGCUCUCCUCCUUGUCCAUCCCGACAAGCAUUCACAAGGAGACGCGUCAGACGCUGGUCCUCGAAUUGCAGCAAUCCAGGAAGCCUUUCGCAUACUGUCAACGGAGUCGCUCCGCAAACAAUAUGAUGCUAGCUUACAGGUGCCGCACCAAUUCCAUGUACCGAGACCGGCUCAAAUCGUAUCCUUGGAGGACUUCGACGAGCAGCCCGAGUAUUGGCGCUAUCCUUGCCGAUGUGGCGGGGCGUAUAUCGUCAGAGAGGCGGAUAUGGAAGGUGGUCGCCAUUUGAUUGGGUGCAAUAGCUGCUCAGAAACUGUCUGGGCCGGUUAUGAACUGGCGGAAGCAUGAUCAUCAACCUCCAUUCGUUCAGCUGGUGAAUCCUUGCUGGAACGACAAGAAAUCAGUGAUGGACCACUAACACAAGAUAUUGCAACCUCAGCAGCGAAAUCCGACGGCGCCCCAAGACCACCUCACUCAAUCUCGAUGUGAUCUCUCUUCCACAUGUCAAACAUUACUUCCCUGAGCUCGCGGGCAAUGGCAGCAGAAACCUGCCAGGGAACCGCGUUCCCGAUCUGCCGAUGCAUCUGCAGGCAGCCGUUAGAUUUGGUGGCCCAUUAUCCACCAUGCUUCACUCACGGUCUUCACAUAUUCCGUCUUUCCGACUUUCUCUUCAUAGUUCUCACUGUCACUGUUUUCCUCGUCCUUUUCUUUGCACUCUGCGGCGACAAAAUGAAACCGGUCCGGG
Punctularia strigosozonata HHB-11173 SS5 is the source of this 835-nucleotide messenger RNA. RefSeq names its product DnaJ-domain-containing protein. The coding region runs from base 1 to 438 and encodes 145 amino acids. The transcript is spliced from 2 exons. Gene Ontology annotation, molecular function: ferrous iron binding; ATPase activator activity. The record is from RefSeq and is a predicted model, not a curated record. Gene Ontology annotation, biological process: positive regulation of ATP-dependent activity. Lineage: Eukaryota; Fungi; Basidiomycota; Agaricomycetes; Corticiales; Punctulariaceae.